Messenger RNA from Anolis sagrei ordinatus, 8543 nucleotides. RefSeq names its product myosin light chain kinase (gene MYLK). The record is from RefSeq and is a predicted model, not a curated record. Gene Ontology annotation, biological process: protein phosphorylation. Gene Ontology annotation, molecular function: protein kinase activity; ATP binding; protein binding. Lineage: Eukaryota; Metazoa; Chordata; Lepidosauria; Squamata; Anolidae.
UUGCUCUCCUCCAUUCAGCCCCACUUUUGCAGGGACACAAAACCGGGCUCCUUCCCGCCAGACCCCGCAUUCUUGCCUAAUAAGGCUCCGCGUCUUCUCAAAGUAGGGAAGAGAGAGUCAGAGAGAGAGAGAAAGAGAAAGAGAGAAAGAGAAGGGACCCGGGUGGCGCGUGGGUGGGUUUGUGUCUUGGCUUGUUGUUUGGAUGGUGUCCCCGGAGGCGGCGGAGGGAGUCUCUCACUUGCUCGGCAGCAGCGAAAGCAGCCCAGACCCAAGGCGCGCGCUCUUAACAUGGCAGACAUGAAACUGGUGUCUACGAGAAUCUCGAAAGCCUCCUUGACACUGGAACACUCUUCCCUAAGACCUCCUGCUCCAACAGAACCACCUGCAUUCACUUUACCCCCAAGAAAUAUUCGAGUGCCACUUGGAGGAACAGCCAAAUUUGAAGGAAAGGUCAGAGGCAACCCAGAACCUCAGGUCACGUGGUACAGAAAUGGGCAUCUCCUGGUGCAGGGAGAACGUUGCGUGGUGGACUGCAGCAUUCGAGGACUCUUCACUUUGACAAUCAAAGGGGUGCAGGAGGGAGAUGGUGGCCCAUACACCUGUGAGGCCAGAAAUGCUGGUGGCCUUCGCCAGGUGACAGUGGAAUUAACAGUGGAAGGAACUGUUUUGAAGAAGUACAACCUGCCUUCCAGUGCCAAAGUUUCUGGUGGUAGACUUACUGUUCCACCUGUAGAGCAACGGCCAAGUAUCUGGGGUGAAUGUCCACCAAAGUUUGCUACAAAACCCAAUCGAGUCAUUUUGCGAGAGGGUCAGACUGGUAAAUUCUCCUGCAAGAUAACAGGAAGACCUCAGCCUCAAGUCACUUGGUUCAAAGGUGAAAUUCAGGUGCAGAAGAAAGAUCGUUUCAACAUGUUUGAAAAAGCAGGCAUCCAGUUUUUGGAGAUCCAAAAUGCUCAGCUGGCUGAUGCUGGAACGUACACUUGCAAUGUGAUGAAUAGUGCUGGGAAAGUUUCUAUGUCUGCAGAGCUCAUGGUUCAAGGUUCGAUUAAGAAAGAUGCGUAUGCUCACCCUCUUUGCACAACAGCAAAAUCCAGUGCCUCUAUACAACCCACCAUCACGACCAAAGCUGUUAACACAUCAGAGUUCAAAAAAGCCACCAGCAAUGGGAUUACCAAAGAACUCAAAUCCACAUCCACAGAACUUUUGCUUGAAUCCAAAGAAAGGCCUGUCAUGAAGCAAGAUCCCCCACCUGCCUCAUCAAAUGAGACCAAACUAAGCACAUCAGAAAAGGUAAAGGAACCCAGUAUAGAACCACUUAAAGAAGAAGGGAGAGUCUGCCAGGUUCUACAAAAAACAUCAAGCACCAUAACACUACAACCUGUUAAAGUACAAACUGGACCAAGGACAGAAGUGAAAGCAGCUAACUCUAGACAGGAAGAUGACGAUAAAAAGCCUAAACAGUUACUGACAGCAAACUGGAAGGGCACCACUUCUGCCAAGCUAAGUGGUCUGAGAACUAAGGAGCCAGAAGAACGGCUUGGGCUUAAAAAAAGCAUAACUGAAGUAAAAAGGGAGCCUCAAGGGAUUCCUCCCCAGUUUGAAUGUCGCCCGCAAAGCCAGGAAGCACUGGAAGGAGAAGAAGUUACUUUCAGAUGCAAAGUUUCAGGGAAACCGAAGGCAAAUGUUGAAUGGUUGAAAGAGGGAGCCCCAGUGGAAGCAGGAGAUGGAAUCCAGAUAUGUGAAGAGGAUGGGAUCCAUUUUUUGUGUCUGAAAAAAAUCCAGCUGGAAAACAGUGGUUCUUACUGUUGCACAGCUACCAAUACUCAAGGCCAGGCUUCAACAAGGUGGAUUUUAACUGUAAAAAGGCCUAAAGUGAAAGACGUUGCUCCCCAUUUUUCCAGUGUAUUGACAUCUUGCAGCGUGAGUGAAGGACAGGAUUUUGUGCUCGAGUGUUCAGUUGAGGGGGUGCCAAUGCCACAAAUCACUUGGCUCCUCAAUGAUCGGCCGAUUCAGUAUGCACAUUCUGUCUUUGAAGAUGGCAUUGCAAAGUUGACUGUUCAAGAUGCCUUACCAGAAGAUGAUGGGCUUUACACUUGUUUGGCAGAAAAUAAUGCUGGAAGAGCAUCCUGCAGUGCUCAAGUUACUGUCAAAGAAAGAAGAAACAGAAACAAAUUGGAAAAAACACAUCCUGCCUCAGCCAACAAAACUUUUCCUCCAGUUUUCCUUCGAGGUCUAAGUGAUCUCAAGGUGAUGGAUGGCAGCCAAGUGAUUAUGACAGUAGAAGUUUCAGCUAAUCCACCUCCUGAAAUAAUUUGGCUGCACAAUGGGAAAGAAAUCCAGGAAACAGAGGAUUUUCAUUUUGAGAAGAAGGGCAAUGAAUAUAGCCUGUAUAUCCAAGAGGUAUUCCCUGAGGACACGGGAAAGUAUACCUGCGAGGCCUGGAACGACCUAGGAGAAAUUCAGACUGAAGCAACACUGACGGUGCAAGAACCUCAGGAUGGCAUUCAACCAUGGUUCAUUAGCAAGCCAAGGUCAGUAACAGCACCACCUGGGCAGAACGUCCUUAUUUCUUGUGCCAUUGCUGGAGACCCCUUCCCUACGGUUCACUGGUUCAAAGAUGGGCAGGAAGUGACUGCAGGAGGAAGCUAUGAAUUUCUACAGAAUGAAGACAUUUUCACAUUGAUUAUAAGGAAUGUGCAAAUCUGUCAUGCUGGCCAGUAUGAAAUACAGCUCAGGAACCAUGUUGGAGAAUGCAGCUGUCAGGUGUCUUUAAAACUGAGAGAAAGUGUAGUUUCCAAAGGAGAGAUACACAGCAAUGGGAGGCAGACAGAGCGAAGAGAUGCUAAUAAUCACAAUGCACUGACAUUUGGAAGCAUUGGUGGCUCCAGAAGGAAUACCAUUGAAACCCAGCAAGUUGAGGAAGAGCAGGAGGACGUCCGUGGGGUGCUUAAAAGGAAAGUAGAAACUCGAGAGAGUACAGAGGAGAAGCUGAGGCAACAGGAGGCUGAGCAGAUUGACUUCCGUGACAUUUUGGCAAAGAAAGUCAGCACCAAAAGUUUUUCUGAGGAGGAGCUGAAAGAAAUCCCAGCUGAACAAAUGGACUUCCGUGCCAACCUGCAGCGGCAGGUCAAGCCCAAGACCUUGUCUGAAGAGGAAAGGAAGGUCCAUACUCCUCAACAGGUGGACUUCCGGGCUGUGUUGGCUAAGAAGGGCACACCUAAGCCUUCCUUGCCAGAGAAGGCGCCAGCUCCUAAGCCAGCUGCUCCGGAUUUUAGAUCUGUACUUGGGGCAAAGAAAAAAGCGCCUACUGAGAAUGGUGGCCUAGAUGCCCAAGCUCAGAAUGCCAACGCCAGCGUGGAAGCACAGAAACCCGGCCCUAUCUCCAAAGCAUCAGGUGCCGGCACCAACUCUAAGAAUCCACCAGCAUCCAAACCACUGGACAAUAAAAAUGCCACCUCUAAAGUACCAGGCACGAAGAUAGUUUCGGAAGCCAAAGAUGCCGUUUCCAAAUCUAAAGCUCAGAAUGCCAUUAUUAACUCUGAAGCACAAGGUGCAAGCACCAACUCUGAAAUACCGCAUCCCAAACAGGGAGAGAAAGAGGAGAAUGACAUCAGCUGCAAAAGUGGUUGCCUACCAAUAGCAGAUGGACAGUUAAAUGAAGAGAAAGUAAAGGAUACCAGAACAGAGCCUAAGGGGUCAGCACCAUCCUUUACUGAGAAGCUGCAAGAUACCCGUGUGGCAGAAGGUGAAAAAUUAGUCUUGCAGUGUCAGGUUUCGUCAGAUCCACCUGCUACAAUCACCUGGACUUUGGAUGGAAAGGUCAUCAAAUCAUCAAAGUUCAUUGUUCUCGCCCAAGAAGGAUCACUGUGCUCACUAACGAUUGACAAGGCGUUUCCUGAAGAUGAAGGCCAGUACAAAUGCAUAGCUGAGAAUGCUUCAGGAAAAUCAGAGUGUGCAUGCAGUGUAUUGGUGGAAGAGUCUUCAAAGUCAACUGAAAAGAAGACCAAAAAGCCAAAGAGUUCUCUGUCUCCUGUGCUUUCAACAGAGAGCGAGGCCACAGUAAAGAAGAAACCGGCUUCAAAGACUCCGCCCAAAGCAGCUGUUCCCCCACAAAUCGUUCAGUUUCCAGAAGACCAAAAAGUGCGGGCAGGUGAAUCAGUGGAGCUGUUGUGCAAAGUAGCAGGAACUUCACCCUUAACAUGUACCUGGAUGAAAUUUCGGAAGCAGAUCCAAGAAAAUGAACACAUCAAAAUUGAGAAUGCUGAGAAUAGCAGUAAGCUAACUAUUUCCUCCACAAAGCAUGAACACUGCGGAUGUUAUACUUUAGUCGUAGAAAACAAACAGGGCAGCAGACAAGCCCAGGUUAAUCUUACUAUUGUAGAUAAACCCGAUCCUCCAGCGGGAACACCUUGUGCGUCAGACAUCAGGAGUUCUUCCCUCACCUUGUCAUGGUAUGGUUCUUCUUAUGAUGGUGGAAGUGCAGUGCAGUCCUAUACUGUGGAAAUCUGGAACUCAGUGGACAAGAAAUGGACAGAUCUCACAACCUGCCGUAGUACUUCCUACAAUGUCCAGGACCUGUUGCCUGACAGGGAGUACAAAUUCCAGAUCCGAGCUGCUAAUGUGUAUGGAAUAAGUGAGCCAAGUCAUGAAUCUGAGCCAGUAAAAGUAGGAGAGAAGCAAGAAGGUCCCAAAGAGGAAGAAGAGCAAGCCGAAGCAUCAGAUGAUGAAGAGAAAGAAACAGAGGUUGAUUAUCGGACUGUGACUAUCAACACAGAACAAAAGGUUACAGAAUUCUACAAUAUAGAAGAAAAAUUAGGAUCGGGGAAAUUCGGACAGGUUUUCCGGAUUGUGGAAAAGAAAACUGGAAAAGUUUGGGCAGGGAAAUUUUUCAAAGCCUAUUCAGCUAAAGACAAGGAAAACAUAAGGCAAGAGAUUGGCAUUAUGAAUUGCCUGCACCAUCCAAAGCUUGUCCAAUGUGUAGAUGCCUUUGAAGAGAAAGCAAACAUUGUCAUGGUCUUAGAACUUGUUUCUGGCGGAGAACUCUUUGAGAGAAUCAUCGAUGAGGACUUUGAACUAACAGAGAGGGAGUGCAUUAAAUACAUGAAACAGAUCUCAGAAGGCGUGCAGUACAUUCAUAAGCAGGCCAUUGUUCAUCUGGAUUUGAAGCCUGAAAAUAUUAUGUGUGUCAACAAGACUGGCACAAGCAUCAAGCUAAUUGACUUCGGACUUGCACGAAGACUAGAAAAUACAGGUUCUCUGAAGGUCCUCUUUGGGACACCAGAGUUUGUGGCGCCAGAAGUUAUAAACUAUGAGCCUAUUGGGUAUGCUACAGACAUGUGGAGCAUAGGAGUCAUCUGCUAUAUCUUAGUCAGUGGGCUUUCCCCUUUCAUGGGUGACAAUGACAAUGAGACUUUAGCCAAUGUCACCUCCGCCACUUGGGAUUUUGAUGAUGAAGCUUUUGAUGAAAUCUCUGAUGAUGCCAAGGACUUCAUAAGCAACCUUCUAAAGAAAGAUAUGAAGGACCGUUUAGAUUGUACUCAAUGCCUUCAGCAUACUUGGCUGCAAAAAGACACCAAAACUAUGGAAGCCAAAAAACUGUCCAAAGAUAGAAUGAAAAAGUACAUGGCCAGAAGAAAAUGGCAGAAAACAGGAAAUGCUGUCCGUGCCAUUGGAAGGCUGUCUUCUCUGGCACAGAUGUCUGGCCUCAGUGGGAGGAAGUCAUCUUCAACUUCACCAACCAGUCCUGUUAAUACAGAGAAGAUCGAAGCUGAAGAUGAGGCUGCCAACGCUCUCCUGGAAGCGGUUGAUGAAGAAAGGUCCCAUGUGAAACCAUAUUUCUCUAAAACAAUUCAAGAUACAGAAGUCGUGGAAGGCAGUGCUGCCAGAUUUGACUGCAAAAUUGAAGGUUUCCCUGACCCAGAGGUAAUUUGGUACAAAGAUGAUCAAUCUAUCAAGGAGUCCCGACACUUCCAGAUAGACUAUGACGAGGAUGGCAACUGCUCUUUGAUCAUUUCUGAAGUUUGUGGGGACGAUGAUGGCAAAUAUACUUGCAAGGCAGUGAACUGCCUUGGAGAAGUGACUUGUCUUGCAGACCUCAUGGUGGAAACAAUGGGGAAAGAAGGAGAAGAGGAGGAGGAAGAGGAGGAAGAGGAAGAAGAAUGAAUUUAAAGUGAAUGACCAAGAGAUUGGAGCAAUCACCCAGCAAAAGACUUUUUUCCCAGGCUCAAGCACUGUGACAUUAGGUCAUGAAUUUCUUGAUUUGUUUCAUCAGCACAAGGAGCUGACACCCGUUUGUGUUAUUUAUGGGCAUUAACUUGAAUUAGCAAGCACUUUAGGUGGCUGUUGUGCUUGGAUUUAGUUUAAGUUAAAGCAUAGCCCAAACGAAUGAAUGUGAGCACACCACAUGAAGCUCAUCUAUUACUUUAGGCAUAGUCAACAAGUUAUUUGUUGGGGGGAAAACAGUAAACAGAAGGAGUUUCCAUAAGUGCACUAAUUGUUUCAUCAACCAGUACAGCAAAAGUGAGAAUUUGGAAUACCUGAACAAUGAUCCUCUUAAAUACAUUUAUGCAUUAUACUUGCCUCAUUGGUAUCACAUGAUAUCAUUUUGAGCUUUCAUGAAUGCAAGUGUGUUUUUAGUUCAGCGAAGCACAAUCCAUCAGCAGGAUUAUUAGCAAAAUACCCCUUGAAGGGAUAGGAACAGAACAAUAAAACUGGCGGAUAGUGUCCUUGGACCCUAUUGGACUCUCACAGUGCCCCAUAGCACAAUUGUAGCAGAUUUGUAAGUGAAGCCCCCUCCCCCCCCCAAAAAAAAGAACCCCCAAAACAUUUCAGUAUUUACACUGAAAGUGUUUUGCGUCAUUAUUAGCCUUUCCUUUGAGCCUUUAAGAAUUGUAAUUUUAAAUUAAAAUACCUUGGUUUGAGCCAAUGUUGUUAUCAUUGGAGUUAAGGAAGCUGGUCUAUCUUAAAUCAUGGUGUUUCAGACCAACUUCUGUCAAUCACAAAUUGUCCUGCUCUGAAAAUGUAAGGGGACAAUUUUCCAUUAAUUUGCUUUUGCUGUAGCUGAGUGUUGGGCCUUUCCUUCCUCAUCUGAGAAUGAUUCCCCAUAAGUGCCAAUUCUUACAACUAUGUCAGCAACAGCAGAAAAAAAGCCAACGUCUGUCAAGUAUUCAACCAAAUCACAGUGGCACGUUCAAGAUUUGGCACAUCACAACAAAUUCAAAUGUGUGUUGGCACUGCUGUCAUCGAAUAUGAAUUCUGCAGAUAUCAAUGGCUUUCCCUGGCUACAAGGUCAUAGUACCAAUAGGCUUUUUCCUCUGGCUGCCAUCAGCAGAGUUAUGAAAAUCGGUCCCAUGUUUCUCAUCCUUCCUGGGCAGGGUGACAUAUUGAGUACAGAAAGUACAUUCUGUAGUGCUAUUGCAGAUCAAUAUUUUGCAGAGGUCAGUGCCUCUCAGGUUUUUAGCCUAUUUCUUUUAGUUUUAUUUGGCUACUAUACGUUUAUUCUUUUCAUGACAGGCCAGAAACUGGAUUAGCCAAGGAAAGAGAGCCUGGGGAGUUCAAGCUUCUCUACAAUUUCCACAGAUUAGCUUUGAAGCCUAUCUUAAUGCAAGAAACCAGCAUAACUAAUGGUUAAACAAUGAUCUCUCUCCUCAACUAAUUCAUACAUUCAGAUUUGUUCAUUUUGUUUCUCUUUCACAAUUUCACAAGCCAGGGGCCAUGAAACAUUACACAAAAUCAAACAACAGUACAUGUCUACUCUCAUUGCAUCAUUCCAGUUGUGUGACCUUCCCCCCCACUUUAUGAGCAACAUGCAAAUAUUUAAAUAUAACAGUUGACUUAAAAAAAUACACACACAAAAAAAGCUUUUUUCGCUCAUUGAAGCAAAGUGGGGGGACUAAGUGUACUUUAUUACAGAUGUAUACGGUAUCAUCUUUAGAUUGUUUGAUAUUACCUAGUCUUACAUGUUCUAGAUUAUUUGCUCCUCUGCCUGUUUGAAUGCAACAAUUCAACAUUUCAUAUAUGAUGCACACUCACAAUUGCUGUGGGUUUUUAUAACUGCUUGUGCUGUUUUCCGCUCGGUUGAGGUUACCAGCAUGUCUUCUUUUUGAAUGGAUAAAGAACUUUGUAAUAGUAAGACACAAUUAUUGCCAGUUUGCCACACGCUCUUAUAAGGAAAGGAUUAUAUUAUUAUUUAGUGCAGGAGUGGGAAUUAUAUAGCUCCCCCCCCCCCAAAAAAAAAAUGUUGUUGAACUGCAGUUUCCAAGAGUUCCAGCCAACCCUGGCCGAAGGUGAGGAACGUUGGGAGUUGAAGUUCAGUGACAUUGACAGCUCUCCAUGAUUCCCAUCCCUGCUUUAGUGCAUACAGAGCGUUUUCUCACAUGUUUUCAACGUGUUAAGAAAAGAAUGGGGUGUAUUUUUUGUGUAUACCUUAAUUAAAAAAAUAUUCAGAUGUUUUCCAGGUUUCUGAAGCCAAAAGAGCUGCAAGAUAUGAGAACACUACAAUUGUAGUUACUCACAAUUUCUCAAUAAACAAAUACCACAAAGCA